AUGAGCACUUCGAACAAGGCAUGCUGCACACUCCCCCCCGUCCAAACGGACUACAAGCCAAAAGGCACUAUGGAGAAAGUGGCAGGCAUUGAUAGCUAUGUGACCGGGGAUGCAAACGCAACGAACGUUAUCCUCUGUGUCUACGACAUCUUUGGUUUCUGGGAGACGACCCAGCAGGGUGCCGAUAUGCUCGCUGCCGCGUCCAAGGCCAAGGUCGUCAUGCCUGACUUUUUGCGUAACAAGCCUUGGCCAAUCGACGCUUUCCCUCCGCGCAACGACGACGAAUCGAAGCGCUUCAACGAGUGGCUCGAGACCGUCGGCAACGUUGGCAACUCGGUCAAGGAAGUGCUGGCCAUCUCUACUGCACUCAAAGAGGGUGGUGCCGAGCGUCUCGGUCUAUACGGUUUCUGCUGGGGCGGCAAGGUCGUUAGUUACGUGGCCGGACAGAGCUCGCCGUUUGUAGGCGUUGCGCUUGUCCACCCUGCGUUUGUUGCGCCCGAGGAUGCAAACAACGUUACCGUGCCCAUUGCUUUCUUCCCAUCCAAGGAUGAGCCGAAGAAGGACACAGACGAGUUUUGGCGCCUGCUCAAGGAAAAGGCACCCAAGGCCGCGGAAAAGAGCGAAUACGUUUACUACGGCGAGAACCACCACGGCUUUGCCGCUGCGCGUGCAGAUCUCAAGGACCCAAGCAACUUCAAGGCGUACGAGGACGUGUAUAACCGUCUCUGUGCAUUCUUCUGUGGCUUAUUUUAG
Messenger RNA from Malassezia vespertilionis, 753 nucleotides. RefSeq names its product carboxymethylenebutenolidase. The transcript has a single exon. The record is from RefSeq and is a predicted model, not a curated record. Bases 1 to 753 code for a protein of 250 amino acids. Gene Ontology annotation, molecular function: hydrolase activity. Lineage: Eukaryota; Fungi; Basidiomycota; Malasseziomycetes; Malasseziales; Malasseziaceae.